AUACUAUGUAUAAUAUGGCCAGUCAAAGAGAUAUUUCAAAUACACUUCGAACUGCACAAAUGGCACUAGGCGCAAUUCCCCGGGAUGUGCAGACCAACACAGACGGACCGCUCCGUGAGCGGAUAACCAAAGCUUGGGCGUACUACAAUCGGAACCACAUUCGGGACUUUGAGGCAGUGUUGGAGAAUGCGCUAACGCUCGAGGUCAGCUCCCUGCCGGCCUACCAGAAUGACUUGUUGAGGAUCUACGCAUUGCUAACGGGUCAUUUUGUACGCAUGGCAUGCAGCAAGCUUGGCAAGAAUCGUGUCGGCUAUCAGGAUAAGGUGCAGAAUCUAAUCGAGUCGAUGGACAACUUGCAGCUGAACUUCACGGAUGUGCAGCAUUUGCUGUGCCGCGGAUUUGCGCUGAUCCUCAUUGAGUUGCGACUUGACGAGGCCAGUAAUCAUUUUGUUACCGCUUUGCGACAAGUGCCGCACUGUGUUCAGGCGUUGCUGGGGCUCGCCUGUCUGGCGUACAGUCGUGGCGAGUAUAAGAUGGCAUUGGGUUACUUCAAGAGCGUUCUGCUGCAUCGUCCGCAGGGAUCGAUGGCCGAUGUCCGUGUUGGCAUUGCCCAUUGCUUUGUGCAGCUGGGCGAUCUGGAUCGGGCGCGUCGUGCUUUCGAGCUGGCACUGGAGCACAAUGGUCACAGCAUAAAUGCACUGAUCGGCAUUGCCCAGCUAAAGUUGAAUCAACGCCAACCGAAUUCCACAAAGGAGGGUGUCAAUUUGUUGCGCGAGGCCUUUGAGCAGAAUCCACAUCAUCCGUUAGUAUUGACCUGGCUAUCGGCCCACUGUUACUACGAGGGCAACUAUGAAAAACUGCAAUUGCUAGCGGGGAAUGCCUAUCGGAUUACGGAUGAUCCAUUGAUACAGUCACAGGAUUGCUUUCAGCUGGCGCGCUGUUUUCAUGCGAUGAAGAACUAUGAUCUCGCCUUCAAUUUCUAUGGGAAAUCUCUCAACGAGUAUCCGCAUUCGUAUGCGCCGACUGAGUUUGGCAUUGCCCAGAUCUACGUGAGACGCGGGGAUUUGGUUAGAGGCGAGGAACUGCUUAAGUCAGUGCUCAACAAGCUGCCACAACAGCCACAGGCGUUGCGCAUGCUUGCCACAUUCUACUCGCAGUCGGGCAAAUUUGAGGCAGCUGUUGAAUUGAUCAAUAUCGCCCUGAUGCAUAGUCCAACGAACGAUUAUGAUAUCUGGCUUGGCCUGGCCGAUAUCUAUGAGCGGAAGCAGCUCUGGCAGCAGUCUUUGCACGCCUACGAGAAGGCUAAGUACAUCUAUCAAGGACUGUCCGAGUCACCCAGAGAUGUGCCAUUGACUUGGCGCAACAACAUUGCAGCACUGCAAUUUUACGCCAAUCAAUCAAAAGAAGCGCUGCAAACCUUAAACGCAGUGAUGCCUGUGACUCAAGACGAGCAUUGUGAGAGCAACAUGCUCACACUGAAAUUCAACCGGGCACGCAUACUGGAGGAACUGCGCCAGGACGAGCAGGCGGAGAACAUCUACAAGCAGCUGAUGCGCGAGUAUCCCAACUAUACGGAUAGCUAUCUUCGAUUGGGCGCCAUGGCCUAUAAGCGCAAUAAAAUUGACACUGCCUUGGAGUUCUUCAAUGCGGUGCUCCAGCGGGAUGAGCACAACAAGGCAGCCAGAAAAUUGUUGGGCAUUUGUUAUUGUAAGCAGGGCUCCGUUUUGCACGCCUUGAAUCACUACAAUGCGAUUCGACGGCAACCGCAGCAUCAACAUGAUUCUGAGAUACUCGUCAGCCAGGGCAAUGUGCUGUUGAUUCAAGCCCAAGAAGAUAUUGCCCGCGGACAGCCCGAGGAAUCGAGGCGAAAUGUGGAGAAUGCACUACAACUGUUCAGAAAGGCCUUAGAGCAAAAUCAAUGUAAUUUGUGGGCAACAAAUGGCAUUGCCGUCUCACUCACCCUUAACGGACAUCUGGCGGAUGGCGAGAAGAUGUUCGAGCUAAUUGUCAAUACGAGCAAUCGCUGCACUGAUGCCAUCCUGAAUAUUGCGCACAUAGCUCUCGAGCAGCAACAAUAUGCAAAGGCCAUCGAAAUGUAUCGAAAAUACUUGCAGGAGGACUUGCUGCCAGUGAAUAAAGUGCAAGUGAUGCAAUAUCUGGCUCGAUCUCUCUACCAGGGUGGGCGAUUUGAAGAGGCAAGGGAUGUGCUGAUAAGGGCGCGUCAUGUGGCGCCACAAAAUCGAACGUUACUUUAUAAUCUGGCCGUGGCAAUGAAGCAGCACAGCCAAAGCGUAUUCGAAACAAAGCUUGCCAGGCAGGAGCUACAAAUAGCUCAACGAUUCUUUGUAUAUUUGGGGCAGACAAAAGAGGAAACACUGCGGCACAGCAGAUGGGUAUUGAAUGCACAGAAGCUGAGCAUUGAAUGCCGCCAACUGCUGGAGAAUGCAACCGAAAAGUUGGAAGAUAAUCGCCUGAAGAAAGAGCCUAAUCAAAUUGUCUUCGAUGUGAAGUCGGCCCAAAUUAAGGAAAAGGAUAAAAAUGAGCAAAAUACUACAAUAGAAACUACAAGUGAACAGAUCAAAAGUAAAUCGCAUAAGAAAAAACACAAGUCAAAGGAUUUAGAUGAUGACAAGGAAGCCACAGCCAAGAAGCGAAAGAAAGAUAAAAAAAUGAAAAAACCUGAAAAGUCUUAGCCGAGUCGAGUGAAGGGCGCUCUCUCGACGAUUGAAUUACAGACAAAACCACAUUUGUUAUUCUAGUCUUUCGGUCGAAUGUCAUAAUUCGGACAAUAAAUGUACUGCAAAUGUUCAACCCAGUUGCACCAAACCAAACAUACCCAACGCAUUCGUUCCUAUCCAAAUUCCAAAUUCCCCCGAGGGCCAAAGACGAAAUGUGCAAACAAAAAGUUUUCUCAUACAAUUUAUUUGUUGAAACGAAAUGUGACCGAGCUCCCACAGCGACCAUGGCUACCAUUCUCCAACGGUGUGUGUGGGUUGUACAUUUGAAUGUCGAGU
This is a messenger RNA of Drosophila grimshawi, 3014 nucleotides long. Its product is annotated as RNA polymerase-associated protein CTR9 homolog. Bases 6 to 2693 code for a protein of 895 amino acids. Lineage: Eukaryota; Metazoa; Arthropoda; Insecta; Diptera; Drosophilidae. The transcript is spliced from 5 exons. Gene Ontology annotation, cellular component: Cdc73/Paf1 complex. The record is from RefSeq and is a predicted model, not a curated record. Gene Ontology annotation, biological process: RNA processing; regulation of DNA-templated transcription. Gene Ontology annotation, molecular function: RNA polymerase II complex binding.